Molecule: messenger RNA, 547 nt
Organism: Ceratitis capitata (Mediterranean fruit fly)
Lineage: Eukaryota; Metazoa; Arthropoda; Insecta; Diptera; Tephritidae
Product: cuticle protein 16.5-like
Exons: 2
Coding region: 161-496 (111 amino acids)
Source: RefSeq, a predicted model, not a curated record
UACGUACUGUAAGCUGUGUGGGUGUAUGUGCUCAUUUCGUUCGAUUAUCAAUUGCUGUCAGUUUCGUCCAAAAAUAUUUGCUAUAAAUACGGUGCAAUGAAUGGUAAUUGACAUCAGUUAACUCGCAGCAGUCGACAAUUACCAAACAAACUAUUCCAAAAUGAAAUUCCUCAUCUGCUUGGCUCUCCUUUUCGCCGUCGCUCAGGCUAAUCCUGGUAUUGUCGCUCCUUUGACUUACUCCGCCGCUGCUCUGCCGUCCGUCGCAACCUACGCUGCCGCUCCUUAUGCCGCUUACUCUGCAUAUGCUGCCCCCGCUGUGGCCACCUACUCUCAUGCUGCUUACUCCGCUCCAGUUGUUUCGACUUACUCUCAUCUUGCCGCUCCAGCUGUCUUCAGCGCACCAGUUGCCCGCUACGCUGCUGUAGGUCCAGUUGCAUCAGUUGCUCCAGUUACCUACACCGCACCACUUGUCUCCACUUUGUUGAAGAAGAAGUAAAAAGCUUAAUUUUUUGUUAAGAUAAAAAAUAUGGAAAAAUUGUACUGAAUA